UCCUCACUUAUCACCACAAGGCAUGUGCUUGUGUCAGCGCUAACCACUUUGUUUGGUUUAGGGCAAUAAAGAGGGGCAUGUAUGCUAAGCCAACCUGCGCAGCAUGUAAUUAAGUGUAAGAGGGGCCUUAUGCAUGCCUCCUUUUCACUUUUGAAGUGUGGGGCAUUUCUUCAAACAGCCAUGUGCGCAUGUGAUUGGUUGUCAAAGGAUGCUCUGGGAUAUAAAUGGCAUCCUUGAAGGAGAUGGACUAGGUUAGCUACCAACGUCGAGAAAUCUUCAGUUUUUCCCUCCAACACACGACAGGCUUUCAGAAUGAACCUGGUGCUGAUCGCGUGCCUGCUGGCCGCUGCCAGCGCUGCUCCUGCUCCAGCGAGUGAAAGUAAUGAGCAGGUAGCGGCUCAUGCUAAUGAAGCCCUGCGCUGGAUGGAGAUGUACAGGAUGUACCAGCAGCAGGGGCUGGUGAACCCCUUCCUCCCAGCAGAUGCACCUGCUGAUCCAGCUGCCAGAGCACCUCUGGUCCAGGUAGAUGCAGCCCCCGCCCCAGCGGCAGCAGCAGCCCCUGCAGAGGAAGUGUCUGAGGAAGAGACAGAGGAGGGGGCUGCCCCCAAAGCUGCAGCUGCUGCUGGUGGUGCCCCUGUGAAUUCCGAUGAACAGGAAGAGGUGGAGGAGGCUGAGGCUGCUGAGGCCGCUGACCCUGCCGCCGCUGACCCUGCCCCUGCUGACCCCGCACCUGCUGACCCCGCACCUGCAGACCCCGCACCUGCAGACCCCGCACCUGCAGACCCCAUCCCAGCUGACCCAGUCCCACUGGAGCCGGUGGUGGUGGACGCCCCGGUGGAGGUGGUCCCGGUGGACACCGGAGCUGUGGAUUUGGCUCCUGUAGAUGUGGCUCCUGUAGAUGUGGCUCCUGUAGAUGUGGCUCCUGUGGAUGUGGCUCCCGUGGACGUGGCCCCUGCAGUGGACGCUCCCGUUGCAGCUGAUGCAGAUCCUGGUGUGGUUGCUAUUGCAUAAGUUUGUGUUGUUUUGUGUUGCCUGUCACUGGAUACAUGCUAUUUAAAUACAUAUAAAGGUGCUGCAUGUUAAGCAGGCAAUGAUUAGAAAGUGUAUGAGAAAAAAUAUUAGGCUGUUUGUAUUUUUGUAAAGAAAGUUUGC
Molecule: messenger RNA, 1152 nt
Organism: Periophthalmus magnuspinnatus
Lineage: Eukaryota; Metazoa; Chordata; Actinopteri; Gobiiformes; Gobiidae
Gene: enam
Product: enamelin
Exons: 8
Coding region: 313-1011 (232 amino acids)
Source: RefSeq, a predicted model, not a curated record